AUGGGAAUAUGUCAAAGUCAAGAAGAAAAAACAAUGAUGGCAAAAAGUAAAGCAAUUGAUCAAGAAAUGAUGCAAGGUCAUGUUGCUCAACAAAAAGUUGUAAAAUUAUUACUUUUAGGGGCUGGUGAAUGUGGAAAAAGUACUGUACUUAAGCAAAUGAGACUAUUACAUACUCCUGGAUUUACUGAUGAAGAAAUGAUGCAACAAAAAACGAUUAUUUACAAUAAUAUUGUACAAGCUAUGGUAUCCAUACUUAAAGGCAUGAAAUCACUUAACAUACCAUUUGAGAAUCCAGAAAGAGAAGCAGAUGCAUCUUUAGUGAUGGAUCUAGCAAAGGGAAGUAAUGAACCAGAACCUUUGACCCCUGAACUUACUAUUGCUAUAAAAAAUUUAUGGGCUGAUAAAGGAGUGUGCAAAGAUGCAUAUGAACGUGGAAAUGAAUUUCAGAUGGUGGAAUCUUCGGCCUAUCGAAUUAAAACUACGGGAAUUGUGGAAGUGAAGUUUAAAAUGAAAAAUGUUGAUUUUAGAGUAUUUGACGUUGGUGGACAGCGCUCUGAACGUAAAAAGUGGAUUCAUUGCUUCGAAGAUGUAAAUGCUAUAAUAUUUAUCGCAGCAAUCAGUCAGUACGAUCAAGUACUUUUUGAAGAUGAAACUACGAAUCGUAUGGUAGAAAGUAUGAGGUUAUUUGAAUCAAUAUGCAAUAGUCGUUGGUUUAUUAAUACAUCAAUAAUUUUAUUUCUUAAUAAAAAAGAUUUAUUUGCCGAGAAGAUUAAACGAGUUUCAAUUAAGACAGCCUUUCCAGAAUAUAAUGGCCCACAAACAUAUGAUGAUUCAGUAAGGUACAUUGAAGAACAAUUUGAAGCAUUAAAUACAAAUCCUGAAAAAACAAUAUAUAUUCAUCAAACAUGCGCAACUGAUACAAAUCAGGUGCAGAUAAUCUUAGAUAGCGUUAUCGAUAUGAUUAUUCAGGCUAAUUUGCAAGGAUGUGGAUUGUAUUAA
Molecule: messenger RNA, 999 nt
Organism: Thelazia callipaeda (thelaziosis nematode)
Lineage: Eukaryota; Metazoa; Nematoda; Chromadorea; Rhabditida; Thelaziidae
Source: the annotation of a GenBank genome assembly